CCGGGCGGGGAGACAGUCGCCGCGCGGACGCCGGACCGGGACAGAGAGCAGAAAAAUCACCUUCCUCUCUAGCCCAUCCCCUGACUCUGGUCAUUAACUCCGCAAUUGGCUGAGCUCGCCGGAACAGCAUAGGCCAGGUGCCUCAUAUCCCAGGACGCCCUAUCUCAACCUGAGAGUCCUCCUCCUUCAAGCCUAUCUGCCAUAAUGCUGCUGUUGCACAGAGCUGUGGUCCCGGGGCUCCGACAAGCCUGCAGACUCAAGUCAACUGCCUCACAGCUCUGCAUUCGAGCCUGCUCUACGAAUGACUCGUUUCAGUCCCAGCAUCCCAGCCUUGCUUUCACUGGUGAUCAUUCCAGCACAAGGGGAUGGAGAGUCGUGGGGACCCUGCUAGGCCUCGGUGCAGUGUUGGCCUAUCAUGACCAUAGAUGCAAGGCUGCACAGAAGUCACCACGUAUUUACACAAGGAAGGAAGUGAGUACCCACUGCAGCCCUGAGACUAGAAUCUGGGUGACUCUGGGCAAUGAGGUCUUUGAUGUCACAGAAUUUGUGGAGCUACAUCCUGGGGGGCCAGCAAAGCUGAUGCUAGCAGCUGGGGGUCCUCUAGAGCCCUUUUGGGCUCUCUAUGCUGUUCACAACCAAUCCCAUGUGCGUGAGCUAUUGGCUGAGUACAAGAUUGGGGAGCUGAGCCCUGAAGACAAGGCACCCUCCACCUUGAAGACCUCUGACCCUUAUGCUAAUGAUCCUGUACGUCACCCAGCCCUGAAGGUCAACAGCCAGCGCCCCUAUAAUGCAGAGUCUCCUCCUGGGCUGUUAACUGACAACUACAUUACACCCAACCCGAUCUUCUUCACCCGGAACCAUCUGCCUGUACCUGAUCUAGACCCGGCCACUUACCGCCUAAAUGUUGUUGGCCCCUCUGGGCGUAAGUCACUGUCUCUGUCUCUGGCCGACUUGCGUAAAUUCCCCAAGCACGAGAUCACAGCCACUUUGCAGUGUGCUGGCAACCGGCGCUCUGAGAUGACUCAGGUCAAAGAAGUAAGAGGUCUUGACUGGAACACAGGGGCCAUUAGCACUGCACGUUGGGCUGGGGCACGGCUGUGUGAUGUUUUAGCCAAAGCUGGUCACCGACUCUCUGAAUCUGAGUCCCACGUCUGCUUUGAGGGGCUUGACUCAGAUCCCACUGGGACUGCCUAUGGAGCAUCCAUCCCUCUGGCUCGGGCCAUGAACCCUGAAGCUGAGGUCCUGCUAGCAUAUGAGAUGAAUGGACAGCCUCUGUCUCGUGACCAUGGCUUUCCUGUGCGGGUGGUGGUUCCUGGUGUGGUGGCUGCCCGCCAUGUCAAAUGGCUGGGCAAAGUGAGUGUGGAGCCACAAGAAAGUUUCAGCCACUGGCAACGACGGGAUUACAAAGGUUUCUCUCCAUCUGUGGACUGGAACAAUGUAGAUUUUGAUUCGGCUCCAUCUAUUCAGGAACUUCCGAUCCAGUCAGCCAUCACAGAGCCACAAGAGGGGGCGACAGUAGAGUCAGGAGAGGUGACUGUCAAGGGCUAUGCAUGGAGUGGUGGUGGGAGGGCUGUGAUCCGGGUGGAUGUGUCCCUGGACGGGGGCCUAACUUGGCAGACAGCUGAGUUAGAUGGGGAGGAACAACGCCCCCGGAAGGCCUGGGCCUGGCGACUAUGGCAGCUGCAAGCCACUGUGCCACCCGGGAAAAAGGAAUUGAACAUUAUUUGUAAGGCUGUCGAUGACAGCUACAAUGUACAGCCGGAUACCGUGGCCCCAAUCUGGAACCUUCGAGGUGUGCUCAGCAAUGCCUGGCACCGUGUCCGUGUCCAUGUUGCCCCAUGAGGUGAAAUGGAACCAUUUACUUCCUAGAACCACCCUUUCCACCCUUGGUUUUAUUACCACAGAAAAACCUUUUCCUUCAUCUCUACUUCUUGGAUCAGAACACUGAACUAUGCUUUCCUGAACCUUACACAGGUACACACAUUGCACAUUUCCACCCAGACACCUGCACUCCUUUAACACUAUGUUAUACACUCAUCAUGACCAUUGACCCUGUACUAGGAGGUGAGAGCUGUAGGAGCAAGGGGCUGACGGGGAGAAGUAUUUUUGGAGACAAGCACUCUUUUCUCUUCCUACCCUUGCGCCACUUCUACUGCCUGUCGCCACUAAGGCCUUAUUUUACUUCUUGUAUUCUUCAGAGAAUGUGUGUGGGUAUUUGUAUAUGCAACUUUAUAUUCCUCUGGAUUUCAGGGAUUGUGAGGGGUGCAACCCGCUCUCUUUGUAGCCCCAUUUUUCUAAGUACAUCAAUAAAGUAUCUGUUGAAGACUACAACUCUGGAAAAAAAAUGAUUAUGACUUU
Talpa occidentalis (Iberian mole) is the source of this 2358-nucleotide messenger RNA. RefSeq names its product sulfite oxidase (gene SUOX). Bases 205 to 1842 code for a protein of 545 amino acids. The record is from RefSeq and is a predicted model, not a curated record. Gene Ontology annotation, molecular function: heme binding; oxidoreductase activity; molybdenum ion binding. Lineage: Eukaryota; Metazoa; Chordata; Mammalia; Eulipotyphla; Talpidae. Gene Ontology annotation, cellular component: mitochondrion. The transcript has 5 exons.